This is a messenger RNA of Parathielavia appendiculata, 807 nucleotides long. RefSeq names its product NAD(P)-binding protein. NCBI's taxonomy places the organism in Eukaryota, Fungi, Ascomycota, Sordariomycetes, Sordariales, Chaetomiaceae. Gene Ontology annotation, molecular function: oxidoreductase activity. Bases 1 to 807 code for a protein of 268 amino acids. The record is from RefSeq and is a predicted model, not a curated record. The transcript has 2 exons.
AUGGUCCUCGCAGUCCCCACCGCCAGCCUUGAGGGCAAGGUCGCUUUGAUCACCGGCGCCGGUCGCGGAAUUGGCAGGGGCGUUGCCCUCGAGCUCGCCCGCCGUGGUGCAUCAAUCGUCGUCAACUACGUCUCCUCGGCCGGUCCAGCCCAAGAAGUCGUCGAUGAGAUUCACUCGUACAACAACGGCGCCCGUGCCGUCGCCAUCCAAGCCGACGUGUCCAAAGUUUCCGAGAUCACGCGGCUCUUCGCCGAAGCCAAGCAAGCCUUGGGCCGCCUCGACAUCGUCAUGUCCAACAGCGGCACCGAGUCAUGGGACAAGACGGAGGAGGUGACCGAGGAAAAGUACGAUCACGUCUUCAACCUCAACGCGCGCGCUCAGUUCUUUGUCGGCCAGGCCGCCUUCAAAAACCUCGAGCAGAACGGCCGGCUGAUCCUCAUGACGAGCAUCGCCGCGGGGCUCAUGGGCGUCAGGAACCACGCGCUGUACAACGCCAGCAAGAUGGCGGUCAUUGGCAUGGUCAAGGCGUUUGCCACCGACUUCGGCGUCAAGGGGAUCACCGUCAACGGGGUCGCGCCCGGCGGCAUCAAGAGCGACAUGUUCACGCAGAACGCCUGGCACUACAUCCCCGGCGGCACGCCCGAUAUGCCCGCGGAGACGAUUGAGAAGCUGAUGGCGGAGCACUGCCCGCUCGGCCGGUGUGCCGUGCCCGAGGAUGUUGCCCGCGUGGUAGCCUUCUUGGCGAGCGAGGACGGUGGCUGGGUCAACGGUCAAGUCAUUACCAUCUCGGGCGGGUCUUCUCAGUAA